Messenger RNA from Candidula unifasciata, 3819 nucleotides. Lineage: Eukaryota; Metazoa; Mollusca; Gastropoda; Stylommatophora; Geomitridae. The record is from the annotation of a GenBank genome assembly.
AUGGAAAGACGCAGAAUCAGGAGAAAACACGGAAACACACACAUCAGCUUGGUCGACAUCAAGCAGUAUCUCCUCCAUGGCUCCUACCCAAUUGGGUUGACACCGUCCGACAAACGAUCGGUGCGAAAGAGAGCAGAGAGCUUUAGAAUCCAGGAUGGCGAAUUGUAUUACAUCGUCCGCCCCAAACGCGUCGAGGGGGAGCCGGUCGAUUCUAAUCCAGGUGACAAUAAAGCAAAUCUUCGACAAGCAAUUCUUACACAAAAGGCUCAGUUUGCGCUGACUUCUGCUGUCCAUGUGCAGAAUGGAGGAAACCACAUGGGGACAGAACGAACUCUCAGUUCACUAUCUUCCAAAUACUACUGGGUUGGAAUGGCAAAUACAGUGAGGAAGGUUGUAAAAAAUUGUGUUGUCUGCCUGGCAAAUCGCCCAGCAGUGGCAACACUUCCUUCGGCCUCUCAUCCACUAAAUCUGGUCCCACAAGGAGCUGAGAUAGCAACCACUUUACCAGAUCCACAGGAAUUUAUUUCAGAGAAAAACGAUGCAUACGCAGAAUCACAGCUGGCGCCAAAAUCAGAUGUUGUGCCCGCAGAAAUGCAGUAUGUCAUAACGGCAGAAAUAGAAGAGCCUGAAGAGGUGGAUGCUGAUCUUGAUUUUGUGAAAGUGAUUCAGACUGAGAACGGUGGUUUUUUAGACCCAGUCUUUCAUGACAAGUCGGACUUUGAUGCAGCCAGAAAGUUCUGGCAAAAGGUUGAGGUUCUGGUGCUAGGCUCGUUUCCCUGGAAGAAGAAAAAGACAGCCUACGUGAUUAUUGCCAUGGAUUCUUUCACAAAAUGGCCGGAGGUGCAUACAGUCCACAGAGUUAAUGAAAAGACAAUGUCGCAGUUCUGUCUCAAACUGAUUGCCAGGUAUGGUGUUAUGGAACAGCUCAUCUUGCUUGAAAAUGAAGUUUCUGCCGAGGAAACUUCAAACCCUAGUGGGGUCAGUCAGAAUCUGCAGGCCUACUCAGUUGUUGUAUCCAAAGAAAGUUAUAAUAUUGUUGAUGAGAGCUGGAAUCUUCUUGUGAGCAGUAUUAUGAGAUUCAUCAAGUUCUACAAGGAUAAUUGGCUGGAUUGCCUGGAACUUUGUCUUAUACCUUUGAGAAAUUCACUGACCCAGGCCACAGACUUCACGCCAUCUUACUUGCUCAUGGGAAGAGAACCCAACUUCCCAGAAUGCAUCAUUCAGGGAAGAUGUUCAGCAGAGGCAGAAGUGACCUUGAGCCAGGACCAGAUUGAACAGUCUGUUGAUGCCGCUAUGUCCCACUAUUUGCAGUGUUCUGUCCCAGACAUCAAGCAGAUUAUUUUACCCGAGGAUGCUAUGGACAGUGUGUAUGAGAUUGCCGCAGCAACAUCCCCGGUGAGAAAGUCUGGAAGGAAGACAAAGAAGUAUCAUAGACUGGCUGGGUUUGAUAGUUUUGAUGGUAAAGGACAUUCUGAUGAGGCAAAUCUGGAUAAAACUUCAGAAAACACAUCUGAUGAUUACUUUACCACAAAACGAAGAAAACAUGGAGGGUCAAGUUUACAAAGCAGGAAGUCAUUAGAUGCUGUAGCUAUCACAAAACAAGAAGUUAAGGAUGAAUUUGCAGAUAGUUGUGAUCUUCUCAACAAAGGACUAGAACAAGACUGUGAUGUUUUGGAAAGGCUUGAUCUGGACACAUUCUACCAGACAAUAUACCUGUAUAAAACACAAAGUGCUUUCCCAGCCAAUUGUGACCCUGAGUUCAAGGACAGAGUCCAUAAAGCCAGUGAGGAUUUUACACUGGAAAAUGGUCAACUGAUGUACAGGCUGAAGGGAAUGCUUAAGAGAGUUCCAGUGACCUUGCAGGAAAGAUUAACCCUGAUGAAUGAUGCUCACAUUACUAAAGAUGGGCAUAUGACCAGGAUUAAAACAACGGAGUCAUUAGAAUCCCAGGAUGUGUUCUGGAGGGACAUGCAUGUGGAUGUCCAAGCUUUUGUAGCAGCUUGUUCCACCUGUAAACACAGAGAACCACGCAGACGAAGCAGGACAUCUAAAAGGGUGGCCUUGCGUUGGUUUCGAGGGACGGAGGAUGAUGGAGACUCAAAUGAGGAGUUGAAUGGUGAUAUAGGAAAAGUGCCUUAUGAAGAGCUGGUAGACUACCUUCGCAAGGAUAUCAUUCCUGAUGGGUUGAGCAGGUCAGAAUUAUUGAUCUUCAGAAAGAAAGCCAAGAAUUUCAAGCUGAUUAAAGGUUGCCUCUAUUUUUGCCCUGCAAAGAAACAGAAUGUGAAGCCAAGGAAAGUUCUGAAGACAGACAAGGAAAGACAAGAUGCGAUGAAGGAAGCUCAUGGAGAGCAACAUGCCAAUCAUGCAAGUAUGGAGGAAACGCUCAAAAAACAGUUUUUCUGGCAGACUAUGGGAGAUGAUAUUGACCGAUUUCUUGCCGCUUGUUGUCAGUCCAAGCUUCCAGCAGAAGAUAGUGGAGAUGAAGAUGUUGACAAGUAUAAUCCACUUCUGGAAGACAGGAUGAAAGUUUUCCGAGAUUACUUUGCUGGCAAGAAUAUCUGCCCCAAACAAGAAAUGCUGGACAAGCUGUUUCCUAUGAAAGUUGAUGUCAGUGAAGAUGCCACAAAUCCACUGAGAGAUCUUGUGGCAGCUGCCAUGGAGAGUGCCAAGUUGAUCACCACGGGUCUGUCACCCCGAGCUGAUUGCACUCAAGAAAACUUAAACCCGAUGGAAAUCUCAGGCUCCUUAUCAUCUGCAAGCGGAGAAGUCAUCAGUUCAGCAGCCUCGGAGCAAGCUUUGAUCUCACAGUCAGUAGCAGAGUUAAUACCCAUGAAUCAGCAGCCAGAAACAGCAAACAGCCAGAGCAGGCUGGUUCAUUCUAGUCAAGAUGUUGCCUGCAAAAAAGAUGAUAGUGACGAUAAGGAAGAGACUCAUGAGGACAUAGACGAGGAAGAUAUGAUGGAAAGGAUGGAAGAAGAUGACAGAGAUGAGACCUGGGGUCCAUCAGUCACAAAGAACAUAAAAUUAGGAGUCACACAGGUGUCAGAGUCGCCUAAAAAGUCCAGUGUUCGGAGAAGGUGUGAAUAUUGUCAUGAGGUCAUCAGGGGAGACAAUAACUUUAAAGAACACAUGUACAAGCACACCCGAGUAAAGCCAUUCCACUGCAGCACUUGUGAGAAAAAGUUCACCAGUUUCAAAGGACUCAAGAUGCACGCCCGCAAACACACAGGUCAUCGACCAUACUUGUGUAACAUAUGUGGAAGAGGAUUCCCACGUUCGGCAUCUCUCCGAUAUCACAUCAAGACUCAUGACAAAGGUGGAGGAGUGCCGGUCGUCUGUGAUGUCUGCAGUCGAGUCUUUAGCACAGAGAACAGAAUGCAGAAACACAAACGCUUCAAACACCCACUGCAGGCUCCUGUGCACAUGUGUGGUCUGUGUGGGAGAGUCUUCACAGCCAAGCGAAGUCUGAAGCGACAUGAGGAGGCUCAUCGAGGCGUCAGACGCUAUGAGUGCCAAUACUGUAAACGCAGUUUCUUUCGCAAGGAGUAUCUUAACUACCAUCUGUUUUCCCACUCUAAUAUAGAUCCGUCACUGGCCAACUUUAAGAUUAAGGGCAAACUUAGAAAAGCCGGCGGAUUCAAAAAGAGGGAGUAUAAUACAACGGGCUUAUCAAUUGUGUGCCUUGAACCAUCUGGGGUGCCCGGUGCUCAGAAUCAAGAAAUGUACGAGGAGUUGGUAGAGGUCACUGACCCUCGGGACUGGGCAGAGGUCACUCAAGGGCAAAGAACUAUGGUCUAUGAGAUAAACAGCGAUCAGAGG